Messenger RNA from Saccostrea echinata, 1095 nucleotides. Its product is annotated as fibrinogen beta chain-like. The transcript has 6 exons. The coding region runs from base 1 to 1095 and encodes 364 amino acids. Lineage: Eukaryota; Metazoa; Mollusca; Bivalvia; Ostreida; Ostreidae. The record is from RefSeq and is a predicted model, not a curated record.
AUGACUAGUCUCCGUGUUAUCUAUUUUGUUGUUGUCAUUUUCAGGCUGUCCCAAGCUACCUAUGUUUCGAAGAACUAUACUGCCAAACCGGAAUUCGAUAAUAAGAAGUCAAAUGACGAACUUUUAGGAGAAUACAGUACUUACUUGUUGUGUGAGUGUUCUGCUAUGUGUCAGAAUGACUGUGACUUCUAUGGGUACAAUUCUAAGCUGAAGAAAUGUCGUGUCCACAAGAAGAUCUUCAAUUCCGCUUCCGGAAUAUCUGACGAGGCCAGAUGGAGAUAUUAUUCUCGUUAUUUCCCUAUGGAUUGUAAAGAAAUUCGUGAAAAUGGUCACACUUAUUCAGGGGUGUAUGAAAUUUCUCCCUUUGGGACCAGUCCUCUUAUAGUUUACUGCGACAUGGAGACUAUGGAAGGAGGAUGGACGGCAAUUCAGAAACGUGUCAAUGGAUCUUUGAGUUUUGACAGGAAUUGGUCGGAAUAUAAGAAUGGUUUUGGUUCACCGGAACAGGAUAUCUGGGUUGGAAAUGACGUAAUACAUCAGUUAACAAAAGAAAACAACUCGUUUCUAUAUGUCUCCAUCACUCUCCAGAAUGGAACAAGGCUGUAUGAAAUGUACGAUCGAUUCUUGGUUUCCGAUGAAAUAGAGAAAUAUCAACUCUUUCUUGCAGGACCUGCUACGGGAUCCUUAGGUGACAGCAUGUUAAACAUUCCUUCCCGCUAUAGACUGUCGGGGAUGUACUUCAGCACCAGGGACAGUGAUAACGACAGGUAUAUGACUGGAGGUAACUGUGCUGCACAAAGUUACUAUAGGGGAGGUUGGUGGUUUAACUGGUGCCACCAGGCCUUCCUUAACGAUUAUGGAUCAUUAAUUGGAAAAGAAUCAGAAAAAGUACUUCAGUUCUUGCUUAGAAGAUCUGAACCAUCUGUUAUAGUAAAGACCGUUAUAUUCCAGCCCAUUUCAAGAAAGUUGGUUGGAUCGAGCAAAGGUAUGGAACCAGAUGUGCCAAUACCAGUGACCCAGGAUUUGGAGGAGACUGGUUACCCAAUAAAUGUUAUCCAUGGAAACAAUGAUUCCACAACAACAUUGUAUCUGUAA